Molecule: messenger RNA, 612 nt
Organism: Kockovaella imperatae
Lineage: Eukaryota; Fungi; Basidiomycota; Tremellomycetes; Tremellales; Cuniculitremaceae
Product: putative ard1 family protein
Exons: 6
Coding region: 99-587 (162 amino acids)
Biological process (GO): N-terminal peptidyl-glutamic acid acetylation
Cellular component (GO): NatA complex
Molecular function (GO): protein-N-terminal-glutamate acetyltransferase activity; protein N-terminal-serine acetyltransferase activity
Source: RefSeq, a predicted model, not a curated record
GUCUUGUGCAUCGAACUGGAAUUUGAGCUGAUCUGACUUCGAACAGAGGUCACUUGCAUUGUGUCGAUCCCCUGAGAGAAUCGACGAACGAGGCUACCAUGGACAUCAGACAGGCUACGAUCGACGACUUUCUUGGCAUGCAGAAUGCCAAUCUGCUCAACCUGCCUGAAAACUAUACAUUCAAAUACUAUCUUUACCAUGCUUUAACAUGGCCAGAGCUCUCAUACGUCGCGGUGGACCCGAGAGGGAGAAUCGUGGGGUACAUUUUGGCGAAAAUGGAGGAAGAGCCGACAGAUGAGCCGAGCGGACACGUCACUUCCAUUUCAGUCCUCCGACCAUACAGGCGGUUAGGACUCGCGAACCGCCUCAUGAAGCAGUCUCAGGAAGCCAUGGUCGCCCACUAUAAUGCCGCUCAAAUCACAUUACACGUCAGGAAGUCAAAUCGCGCGGCUAUAUCUCUGUACAGAGAUUCGUUAGGCUUCGAAGUUCAUGUCAUGGAGAAGGGAUACUAUGCUGACGGAGAGGAUGCGUACGGUAUGCGGUUCCUUUUCAAGAGGAAGGAUGAAGAGAGCAAAGCUUCUACAUAAUUCAAUGAAUUUAUCCACGACCGAG